AUGUCAUUAGAUGGAUUUUGGUUAUUCGAAGGUUUGGCGGAAGAGCCAUAUGGUCUUUUACCUCUUGUUAAUUUAUCUGGUAAAGGUGGACCAACAUCAACCAAAUCAGUCGAGAGGAUUGGCUCAUAUCAGUGGUAUUUGGAUGACAAAACGCCAACUAUUGUUAUUCCUGGGAUGCCUCCAGAAUCAUUUUUCUGGGCAGGUGGCAAAUUACAGCAAGACCAUGGUGUAGUGAUUUAUGAUGUUAACCAUUUAAAGGUACCAACUGGAUCAUUGGAUACAAUGAUAUUAGCUGCACAGCACUUGACAGAAAAAGCGGAAAAACCAAUUAAUUUCGAUGACUAUGAUUUUAUCACGGAUGCUGUAAACUUGCAAAAACUAUUUGCAUUUGCGCAGGAAGCUGGUGAUGGAUUAUUUCGGAUUGACGUGGAACGAGUUGGAAAAACAAUUCUUUUCGCAAGAGUGGAAGCAUCUGAUCUUAUGGAAAUCGGUCACGUAACAUUCGACCAAGCACUGAAACGAAAAAUGACCAAACCAAAAUCGAAGCUUACUACAGGUCCAUUUUUCCAGCUUGUGUCUUAUCAGUUUGGGCAGUUCAAACUGCUUGUGCGGUUCGAGGUCGACUGUGCUGAUUAUGCAGCUGUCAAAAUGCCAAGAGCUGAAUAUGAUCGAAAAUUGAAAACUUUAGGAAGAAAUAAAAUGGGAGCAAAUUUGAUGAUGGUGAUUGAAUUUAAAUUGGCUAAACGAAAACGUAGAUUUGCUGGAGCAAUAUUCCAGGAACGAAAUGAUAAUAAUUUUAUUAUGAUAAUCACUGAUCGUAGUCUUUACAGUGAAAAUAACGCGGAAGUUGAGAUGGAACCAAGAAAAGAAAAAUUCAAAGAGAAUGAUACCAUUUCAUUCAUUGAAUAUGGUGAAAUGCCCCGGAAUGUCCCUUUGCAGUUAUUGACAACUUAUCCACAAGGAGCCGGUUUCCCAUUCUUUACCUGGGCCCAAAUGUUCUUUACUACUGCCGAUCAGGAGAUCGUUGGCUGGUUUAAAGGAAAUGGUGAUUUUAGUAAGCCAGCUAUGAAUGCGCUACCCGAUAUUUCUAAAUUAAUCAAACCCUUACCAUAUGUGGCUUUGGCAAAAGUGCAUGACUGCUUGACUAAAAUUGCCAAGUUUUUGAUAAAAAAUGAUUCUGAUAUCAAGUGCUCUUUGAUUUGGAAAGGAAAAAAUCAUCUAGAAAUUUUCACCAAAACAAGUGUUGAUGGUGCUGUUUCACCUGGUGUAAAGAAACUACUGCAGAUGCACUGUAGGGAACCGGAUCAGUUAGACGAAUAA
Messenger RNA from Thelazia callipaeda (thelaziosis nematode), 1320 nucleotides. The record is from the annotation of a GenBank genome assembly. Lineage: Eukaryota; Metazoa; Nematoda; Chromadorea; Rhabditida; Thelaziidae.